This is a messenger RNA of Astrephomene gubernaculifera, 5376 nucleotides long. NCBI's taxonomy places the organism in Eukaryota, Viridiplantae, Chlorophyta, Chlorophyceae, Chlamydomonadales, Astrephomenaceae. The record is from the annotation of a GenBank genome assembly.
GAGGCAGGCAUUACUGUUCACUAUAGUCCAGCGCUUCAUACUUGAAAGGACCUAUAUUUUCACCUUCUCAUAUCACCUCAAUGUUUAGAGCUAAACAUUGCUUAGGAGUUCACGAGUAUGAUACGUUAAAUUCUUAGUUAGGGCUCAGGGCCCAUAGCCCUGUGUGGAGGCUGGCCAAUGAGCGCACACGCCACGAACGGCGGGGUCGGGGGAAGCCGGGCACUACUGGUUUACAGCACCGUUAAACAACGCUACUAUAUUGUUGCUCGAGGUUCGGGAAGAUGCCAAACACAAGUGCUUCGCGUCGCCGAGCACUCUGGAACACUUCAAUACCGCAACACAAAGGGCCAGGACAUCUUUGACAGCGAAGCGGCUGCGUUGGAGCAUUUGAAGGCCGCGGAUGGUCCCAUACAGACGCUGGCCGCAGCGCCAUACAUCCUUGGGUACGUGGUCAUUGGACCGUGGGGCCUCCUCCUCGUGGCGGAGAAGUUCCGUGUUUCUGCUGUCCUCCCUGGCAACCAUGAGGUCAAGACGGUCACGAAGUCCCACUGGCUCAAGAUACCCCUGCAGACCAUUAUGUCCAUGCAGUCAGUCCAGGCUCCUGAAACGGGCGCUAAGGACGAGAAAGCAAUGAAGGACGAAAUCGACAAAGGAAUUGAGCGCCUCCUGUCCUUCCCCAUUGACGGUGCACACUUCCUGUGCGAGACGCUGGACAUCACGCGGCCUUUCCCCUCGUACCGCGCCGUCAAGGAUCCAAGCUGGGACUUUGUCUGGAACCGUUGGAUGUCAGCACCGUUCAGGAACCUGGGGCUUGAUCACCUCUGCCCCCCCUUGCUGCAGGGGUUGUGCGAGUCGCGCUUGCUGGAGGACUUCGAUGGCGCCAAAUACUCGAUGGCUUGCAUCAGCCGCCGGGGCUGCCUGCACCCGGGGCCGCGGUACAAGGCGCGUGGGCUAAACGACUAUGCGGAGCCGGGGAACGAGCUGGAGGUGGAGCAGGUGAUCUGGCUGCAGCGAAGCCGGGACAGCAAGCUCUUGUGGAGCCGCUACACCUGGCGGCGGGGAAGCGCGCCGCUGUGGUGGGGCGUGAGCAUCAAGAACAACGGCAUUGGCGAGGCGGAGAUAAAGAUCCACCCGCACAACACCUUCAAGGGCUCUAAGCGGUACGUGAGACGCCUUCAGAAGCGCUACACGCCACAUUCCGAGCUGGACCCGGACCCGCCGCCGGUCGGCCCCGACGGAGACCCCUCCCGGCUGGUGCCGGUGACAUUUGUGAGUUUGCUGCGCAAGGGCCUGCCGGACCGGGAUCGCUCAGAGGCGAAGCUGGCGUCCGCGUUCGACUUCGUGGUCGCCCAGCUGCGCAAGGAGCAUGGGCUGAACCUGAACUACAUCGCACUGGACUGGCACGAAAUGGACAAGCAGCUUGGGCACGUGGGCAUUGUGGAGGCGUUCUGGAACACGGUCAAGGACAUCCUCCCGGCGCAUGGGUUUGCGCUGGGCCAGCUGGUCAAAGUCGGCCCCGAUCACACGGAGGUGUGCCUGGACCUGGAUGGCUAUGUCAGCGGCGCAGCUCGCGUGGACGACGGUACCGGCAUUGUGGCGCCGCGCGUGUCCGCCGCCGGCAUUGGCUGGCAGGCGCACUGGCUGCGGCAGCAACGUGGCGUGACGCGGUACAACUGCGCGGACUCCCUGGACCGGACCAAUGUGGGCUCGUUCUUUGGGGCCGUACAGGUGCUCAUAGAGCAAUGCCGCGAGCUGGACAUUGCCAUCGCACGUACCCGCAUCACCUCGGACCAUCUGGCGCUGCAGGCCGCUCGCGGCGCCCGGGACCCUCGCACACUGGUGCGACCAGCCUCCUCAGCCAGCGUUGGCGCCGUUUUUGCAACUGCCGGCACGUCGGGUCCUUACGCCGGCACGACAGGCGGCGGCAGCGGCAGCGUUUUUGCGCAGCAGCAGUCCUCGUCCUUGGGUGGCGUUAACCCGUUCUCGGUUGCGCCAGGCAGUGGUGCUGGGACACCGCUGGCGGGCAGCUCGGCUGCAGCGGCCGCCGGGAGCCUUUUAGCGGCUGGCUUUGCGGGUCGCAGCGCUGUGGCUGGGGCGAUGAUUGAGAAGAUUGGGAAGCAGGUGGCCACGGGGCUGACCACCAUGAUGCAGCCACUCGCAACGGCAGACGGCCGGAGCCCCCUGCGCACGGCCUUCCCGGCCCCAGCAGCCGCAAGCCCCGGGGUGGCGGCGGCGGCUGGCGGAUCUGGGUCGUCGUCACCGCUGCCGCGACCGCCGUCGGCGUCCGUGCCAAAUGCGGGGGCAGCCGCGGCGGCCGUACCCGGUGCAGGGACUGUUCCUCUGCCGUCUAGCAGCAGCGCCGGCGCCACCGGAGCAGCAGCAGCACCUACGGCGGAAGCGCUGCAGCGGAAAAUCAACAUUGCUCCGGACGGGCUGCCGCUGCCACCGGGCUGGGAGGCCAAGAUCGACAAGACCACCAACCGCAUCUUUUACGUGGACCACAACACGCGCUCCACCACCUGGGAGCGCCCACCGGUGCCCUCCUCGGGCCGCCUCACCUCCGAGUCGCUCAGCGCCCUCUUCCUGCCCGGCUGCGGGCCCAGCGGCACCACCGGCGGGGCGGCAACAGGGCCCGCCGGCGGGACAGCAUCCUCGGUUGGCGGGGCACUGGGCAGCAGCAGCUACCCUCACCGGGCAGCAGGCCAGGAGGUGGUGCGUCCGGGUUCUAUCAGCGGUGCCGGCGGGUAUGCAGGUGGCGCCGGUGGUGGAUUGAUGUCGCUGACUGUCACUCCUCGUAGUACAGAGUCGCCAACCGAACCCCCGGGGCAGCAAGUGCGUGCGGGCCCAACCGGCGGCGGCCACCAUCGGAGCGACUCGGGCGACUCAGACGAGCGCCUGGAGCCCCUGACGCCCUGGUGUCUGCUGCGCGCGGGCAAGGUGGCGCCCAUCAGCCGCCGCAUCCACCCCGAGGCGCUCUCCGUGUUGGCGGAGCUGUUCCUGGUGAACGGCGACAUGUGCGCCUGGCUGUACACCGGGUCGCAGGCCAUGCACAGCGAGCGCAUCCUCAUUUUUGAGCCCGAGAACUCCAAGCUGCGCAAGGCGGGUGUGGGCGCGUACGGCAAUGCCCUGGUGGCGGUCAAGCGGCGCUACAAUAACGUGCUUGUCGACAAGGAGAAGCAGCAGAUGAUUGACGUGUUUCUGGGCUACAAGCAGAGCGAGUACUUCCCGUCCUCCUGGCUGGCCUACCGCGUGUUGGACAAGGAGGGGGUGCCGCUGGAGGGCGACGAGUGCAGCGACCUGGACAUCGAACCGGUGGGGCAGAUCGACUGGCCGCUGCCGGAGCGCAACGCGGCGCACCACAUGCACGCGCUGUACGGCCUGCACGGACACCACAUCAGCACGCCGCCCGGCAGCGGCAGCACGCUGAGCCUUGGGGGUGGCGGAGGCGGGUUGGGUCACGUGUACAGUGCUGGGGACUUGGAGCGGGCUGGCGGCAGUGGGGGAGGCGCGGGCGAAAGCCGGCAUUACCGUCGCGGCAAGUCCAUGAGCACGGAGAAGCUGGAGGGGCAGGUUAGGCACCUGAGCUUGCGGAGAGAGCAGCCAGAACCGGAGCAGCCGCGGACCAUGCGCAGGACCGGCAGCGAGGCUGCACUGAUGAGCAUGGACUCUGCCAACUCGGUUGACCUCAUCAACUUCGGCGGGCCAGACAGCGAGACGUCGUCCGUAGCGUCGGCGUCCAUGGUGUACCGGCCUGCUUCGGGCACGGGGGCGGCGGCGGCAGGCGGCGAUGCGUCGGCCCCCAUGCACCGCUCCGUAAGCGAGGGCUUCAUGCUUACCAGCGUGAACUCGUCAAACAAUGCGGGGGCAGCGGGAGCAUCAGAGGCUGCGCCUGGGGCCUUCGGAGGUGGCGUGGGCGCCCUGCCUUUGCAGCCCAAUUCCCCGGCCGUUGGUUUCAGCGACUGGGCAUGCUUUGACGAGCCCAGAGGCAGUAGCACUCCGGACCGCUUGUUCCCCAAGCCGGGCGGCCCGCCGGCUGGUCUCAAGCCAGCCCUCAAGAAGCCGCCCACUCCCCAGCAGCAGCAACAACAGCAGCAAGCACCGCCUGAGACGCAAAGGGCGCAGAGAGCGGUGGCGGUUGAUCCGCUGGCGUCGCUUGCCACGACUGACCUUAUCUGAUAGACAAGUUGCAGGUACUGCGGUACGCGACAGUAUAGUGGCGGUGGUGUUGGAGAUUGCGCAGUCUUGUUUAUGAACAGUGGGAAGUGAUGGCGGCGGUCAAGAUUUCCGGGAUUUGGGGUUUGGAGGGAUUCUUGGGCUGUGACGAUUAGAAGGAUAGAGCUGGUAGCUAAAGUGCGAAUCGCAGUCCGCAGUGGUGCAUAUGUUGCUAGUGCAGCGGAGGGGGCUUGGGGGCUGGUAUUGCGGCAAGCCGUAAUACCUUUCGUCCACUUGCUUCAGGGAGGGCCUGGAGACCUGUGGUGAUCUGUGGCAGGGCCUACGGUGACAUUUUGACUCGAGACCUUGUACAACUUGACAUUCUACUGUUACACAGUUACACCGGCGACAAGCGCAUCAUGGAUGACAUGUUGCGUAACAGCUAUUUAGGUCAGGUCAGGUGCUUUGGAGUUGCGUUUGCAUUCCAUUAAUGCACUGUAAUGCCGUGUCAAACAACGCGUGAAUUGGGCAGCUUCAGGUGUGGAACGCUGGUCGACUGUUUUGACGUCUAGCGCAUUCUUCUGUCCACUUAUGGAACCGUGUGGCUGGGGUAGGGUAGGCAUGGGCAACGUGGCGUCCUUCAGUCAAGUGUUUGCUUUUCAUUGGUUACAUGCAUGUUAACGUAUGCAUUUGCAUUCUUCAUAUGGUUGGGGGUUAACGGACAGGCUGCAGCUGGUGCUAGGUGAGGGCGGAUACAGGAUAAAGAAACUCAAUCCUUGGGCGCUGACUUGCCUCUGGUGUUCACGUCGAGCUUGUGGCUGACGUGCGUGCUAUUGAGACACGUCUUUUGCUUACACUGGGGCUGGGACUUGACGCCUGCCACAGAUCACGGCUGGGGACUUGUUCCUCGGUGUGUGGUGCUCUCGGGAGCUGGAGGGGACGUUUGGAACGGUCCAUAUAUGGUGUGUUUGUGCGAUUGCGCUGUGACCUGUGUCAUCCAGAGCUGUGGAAACGGAUCGCGUUGGAGUUGACCCUUUCUUUUAUACGCAUCGGUCCGUAUCCGGUCUUUAUCCGUCGAGAGGAGCGUCUUUCGUUUUACCUGUAUCGAGGUUUUGAGAGCUUGACCUCGGUACUGCCUAUGUUAAGUAGACGUGGAUGCUGGCAUUAUGCACGUAAGCAGGUGACUUCAAUGUUGAGGUACGCUGUAAGCAAUACUUCUCCGUG